Messenger RNA from Punctularia strigosozonata HHB-11173 SS5, 1866 nucleotides. RefSeq names its product cytochrome P450. Gene Ontology annotation, molecular function: monooxygenase activity; oxidoreductase activity, acting on paired donors, with incorporation or reduction of molecular oxygen; heme binding. The transcript has 15 exons. Lineage: Eukaryota; Fungi; Basidiomycota; Agaricomycetes; Corticiales; Punctulariaceae. The coding region runs from base 1 to 1866 and encodes 621 amino acids. The record is from RefSeq and is a predicted model, not a curated record.
AUGGCUCUCACCCCAGGCCUUGUGUAUGUGCUGAAAAGCCUGCGCGUCUGGUCGGCCCCACCGAUAGCCCUUUAUAUCUUGUCGAGGAUCCUCAGCGCCGUCGACAUCAACGUUUCAGGCCUGCUGCUGAUAUCGACUUGCGUACUCCUUCCUCCGGCGAUCCUGCUAGUGCGGUAUCACCUCCUUCGAUGGAAAGACCGCCGCGAUGCUGCAGCAGUUGGUGCAAUUCUUCCUCCUGAACUCAAAUCCGCGUGGCCAGCUGGACUUGGGCUGGACUUGAUGGCAGCCAUGAAGAACUCUAUUGUCGAUGUCUAUCCCGGUCUGGACACUCUUCUCGACCCUGCAUACCUGGAGCUGAUGCAAACCUUAGGUCUGAACUUCAGGAAGUGGUCCAAUGAAUAUGGUAAUACCUGGCGAAUCACAGUCGCAGGGGACACUCGAUACUUCACUUGCGAGCCUGAUUAUGUGAAGGCUAUGCUUGCGACGGAUUUCGGAAGCUUCCAUAAAGGGCCGAAUGUGUUGCAUCAAAACAAUUCAGUGCUAGGAACUGGCGUGUUCAACGCGGAUGGCGAUCUGUGGAAAUUCCAUCGUGGUAUGACAAGACCCUUCUUCAGCAAAGACAAGAUUAGCCACUUCGAGUUGUUCGACUCGCAUUGUGAUGACGCACUGUCUCAAAUGCGAGAGCGGCUUCGCCAAGGCUGCCCUGUCGACUUCCAGGACCUUGUACAUCGCAUCACUAUGGACUGCGCUACCCAGUUCCUAUUCGGCAAGGAUGUUUGCUCGCUCUCUGCGGGUCUCCCUUAUCCGAACCAGCCGGAGGACCUAUCGCACCCUGCAAAUGCUUUUGCUCACGCGUUCCUUCGCGCUCAGAGUGUGAUUAUAGUCCGUGCCCGACUUGGGAAGACGUGGCCGCUUGGGGAGUUGUGGGGAGAUGCCAGUGCAUCGCACAUGAAAAUCAUAUAUGACUUCGUGGACCCUCUCGUGACGGAGGCGUUGGAGAGGAAGAGGCGAGGAAUCUUGCUCGACAGCCCAAAUGCAGAGAAGCCUGGCGAACAAGAUGUUCUUCUUCAUCAAAUGGCCGAGGCUACGAACGACCGCGUCAUUCUCCGCGAUGAAAUCAUGAACAUGAUGGUCGCGGGUAGAGAUACGACUGCGUCUACGGUCACAUUUGCCGUGUAUAUGCUUGCUGAACACCCUCAGGUUUUGCACAAGUUGCGCUCAGAAAUCCUGUCAAGACUCGGCGGCCAAAGACGACCGGAACCCGAUGACUUCAGGCAGAUGAAGUAUCUCAGGGCCGUCAUCAAUGAAACGCUGCGGCUCUUCCCCAUUGUGCCUUUUAACAGCAGAGAAAGUAUCAAGCCGACCACAUGGCCAUCCAAGUCCGGCGGACCACCUAUUUACAUCCCAGCAGGCACGCGAUGUCUUUAUUCCGUUUUGUUGAUGCAUAGAAGAUUCGACCUGUGGGGUCCAGAUGCUCUCGACUUCGAUCCUGACCGCUUUCUUGACCAACGAGUGGAAAGACUCACCAGGAAUCCGAUGAUGUUCCUCCCAUUCAACGCCGGCCCGCGGAUCUGUCUCGGCCAGCAGUUCGCCUAUAACGAGGCUUCGUUCAUUCUCGUUCGUCUACUGCAAGGCUUCUCGAACAUUCAAUUGGCCUUGGACGCACAACCGGUUGACAGUUUACCGCCGGCGCGUUGGAAAGAUCCCGGGGAGGUACCCUUCAGACAAGAGAGGGAGAAGGUGAUGCCAAACACGCAUCUGACGUUACAUGUGAAGGGUGGACUAUGGGUUAGGAUGAAGGAGGCUCAAGGAGGCGAGGUUUUGACAGUGCCAACCCCUUCGAAGAGUGACCUGGGUCAUCUGUGA